UGCGCAAGUCGCAGAUGGUUCGGCCAUCUAAAGCGAACCGUCCGUGCUCAUGUAGAGAGUACAUAUGUCAUUGCUUUCUGUGAGCGGGAUCAAGGUGCGGUAGGCUAGGUGAUUGGCCCAAAUUAAAAGAAUACCAACCGUGGCAUAUUGUCUCGACAUUGACAAUGUCUUAUAUAUGGUUGCGUGACUGCCCUAAAUCAUACUGUGGUGCCGGUGCUCUCACACAGAGAGAUGGACUCCACGGCCAGUCAUGAGUGGCUGGCAGAACUGGUCGGGGAGCUCGACUCCAUCGACGCAAUGACCAUGGAGCAGCUCGCCAAAUCCCUCGCCGACGAGCUCUGGGAUCAGCCUGCUACUACUACUCAUCAUCAAGAACAGCAGCAAGUAGAAUUGUCGGAUCAGCGGCAGCAACUCACGAAGACGACAGGAUUCCCCUUUCUCGGAGACAUGAGCCGCAGAUCGUACGCCGAGGCUGACGAGGGCUUCCUCCCGACGACGGCGGCCAUCAGCGCAGGCGGCAACGACAGCUUGUUCUCCUUCACCGGCGGCAAGUCGAAGCAGCUGAGCUUCGCUUCUCGAGAGCCGAAGCACGAAAGCAACGGCGGCGGCACAACUGCAGCUGGGACACCGAUGGAGAGCAGUAAAGGAGGGCGGAGGGCGAGCUCCGGCGUGCAUGAGCACAUCGUCGCCGAGAGGAUGCGCCGGCAGAAGAUGAAUCACCAGUUCGCGGCUCUUGCGUCCAUGAUCCCCGACAUAACCAAGACAGACAAGGUGUCUCUCCUGGGGAGCACUAUUGAGUACGUGCAGCACCUCAGGGGCAGGCUCAAGGCCCUGCAGGAGGAGCGCCGCCAGAGUAGCAGCAGCACGGGCAGCGCGGCGGAGUCGUCCCCGCCGUUGGACGCCCGGUGCUGCGUCGGCUCGCCGGACGACGGCGGCGGUGUGAUCCCCACGGUCGAAGCGGACGUCCGGGGGACGACCGUUCUGCUGAGGGUGGUGUGCCGGGAGAAGAAGGGGGCGCUCAUCACGGUGCUCAAGGAGCUGGAGAAGCACGGCCUCUCCGUCGUCAACACCAACGUCUUGCCGCUCGCCGGGUCCUCGUUAAACAUCACCAUAACGGCGCGGAUUGAAGACGGAUUCUCCACCGCAAUUGAACUUGUGAAUGCUCUGAAUGCUGCAUUGAAAAAAAAUUAGCUUCCGAUCGAUCGAUUUCAGUUGGAUUAUUAUAUUCGCAAUAAUGCAAGCUGUUGUUAUAUGUACGUACAAAUGGAGAUCUAAGUGGCACUAAUCAUCAGCUGGGGAUCAUUAGCUUCCGAUCGAUCGAUUUCAGUUGGAUUAUUACUCAAGCUGGAUAUCUAAGUUGGAUUUUAAGGGGAAUUCGAUGCUCCUUAUCAUUGUCGUUGUAGCGAAAUAGAGUAAUUAUUAUAUUGGAUGCUGGCAUGCGCAGCUCUAGUUUUUUGCAAUUUUAUCAUCAUAUUGCAUGGUCUUUAAUUGUUCAUACCGCAGUUCAUUUACUUGUAACAUUAAUUGUUUCCAAGACGAAUAUAUCAAAAUACUUGUUUUGCAUGAUAAA
Zea mays is the source of this 1570-nucleotide messenger RNA. RefSeq names its product transcription factor bHLH18. NCBI's taxonomy places the organism in Eukaryota, Viridiplantae, Streptophyta, Magnoliopsida, Poales, Poaceae. The transcript has 4 exons. Gene Ontology annotation, molecular function: protein dimerization activity. The coding region runs from base 232 to 1191 and encodes 319 amino acids. The record is from RefSeq and is a predicted model, not a curated record.